Dermacentor silvarum is the source of this 2050-nucleotide messenger RNA. RefSeq lists its product as uncharacterized. Lineage: Eukaryota; Metazoa; Arthropoda; Arachnida; Ixodida; Ixodidae. Bases 72 to 434 code for a protein of 120 amino acids. The record is from RefSeq and is a predicted model, not a curated record. The transcript has 9 exons.
ACGUACAUUCAGUUAUUGUUCGCAGUUGCCCUGUGUCUCUCUAGAAAACAAACUCAUUUUUGCUCAAGAUAAUGUUCAGGAGAAAUUCGAGAUUUUUAGGCACAUUGUUUCUAGUAUGCAGCUCAUCGCUAUUGAAGACGGCCACAUCGUCGUGCUCAAGUGAAAGCCUGCCGAACUUCAUGGACUUUGACAAAUGUUUUGUCAUUCCAGAGGACCUCUGCACAAACCCAGACAUGCUGAUGCCGUUCACUGAAAGCCUCAUUAGUUGUGCGGUAGCAGCCAUUUCCGACUUGGAACUACCAUCAAAGCUAUACCUGAUGGAAGGGAUUGUGGUGAAUGUACUGAAGAACUUCGGUUUCGUGCUUCAAACACGUCAAGGGGACGUGCAAUCUGAUCAAGGCAGACAAGGGCCCCGCACUUGUGGACCUCUUUGAGACCAUCAGCUGCCUUAGUGGGAAGGCAUUCGACGCGACAACGCCAGAGGGUAUCACCGACCUUGCCUGCGGCGUGAUGACCGGAUGGGCCAAGAACGCCAGGAUCUUGGAAAGCCUUCAAGUCCUGCUGCCUUUCCCUUUGCCAGGGCUUGGGAUUGGAAGCAGCUCCAGUUCUAGCUCUACGGCAUCUGAAGACAGCGAAUCAAAAGGACUUGUUUCAAAUGUGUUGGACAUAGUUACAAACCCGUUGUCAAUACUGAAGCCCCACGGAGAUUCUGACAGCGACAAGCCAAAUGGUCUUGUUUCAAGUGUGUUAGAUGUUGUUACCAAUCCUUUGCAAGGCUUGGGCUCACAACAGGAUGAUUCUUCAGAUGACAAGCCUAAAGGACUGGUAUCUUCUGUUCUCGACGCCGUUACUAAUCCUCUAUCAGUGCUAGACAUUCAACAUGACGAUGACUCUUCUGGAGAUAACGAAAAACCUAAAGGACUGGUAUCUUCCGUGCUCGACGUCAUUACUAAUCCUCUUUCAGUGCUAGACAUUCAACGUCGCGAAGACUCUUCUGGAGAUAACUAAAAACCGAAGGAACUAAAUCGACUGCCUUGCAUGCUCUCACACAAUCUCAUCAACAUGAUGCUCCUUCCAACGAGAAUGAAAAACCAACAGGCCUCAUCUCCAGAAUGUUCGACGCUGUUCUUAAUCCAUUGUCGAGAUCAGAUUCCCAAUGAAACAACAAUGCGGCAUUUUCAUCGCAGGAUAAAGAGAAACCUAAAGGCCUAAUUUCUAGUAUGUUGGAUGCUAUCACAAGUCUUGUAUUGGGGCAGGACACUCACAUGGAACACGGUUCUGGAUCCUCUUAAAACAGCGACAAGCCCCAACGCCUGCUUUCAACUGUUUUGGGAACUGGCUCAAAGCAUGACGACAACUCAGAAUCACAAGCUCAGCCAGAGAAAACUUCAAGGGAUAAAAGUAAUACGGACUUCUUUCAAACGUAUUUGGAAUUGUGGGUCGCUAGUCUUUACUCUGCUGAGAUGCAAAUCCGUGGUAGCACGUUUUCGUUUUUCAGAUAUGUCGACAGGCUGACAAAUGUAAACGCAUAAUACUUAUGUAUUCGCACAAUGCAUUCGCAUAAUGUAAUACUUAUGUAAACGCAAUUGUAUUCGCGUAUUACACUUCGCGCGACGUGUGCACUGAUAUCAAUAAUGUGCAGAUCAAUACACCUAACGUCAAGACAGCUUGACGCCUGCGGGUACAUAUUUUUUUCUUAGGCUGCACUAAAUAGAUGGUUUGACGCCGUUGAUUUCCUCGUGCGCAGGAAACACGUACACUCAGUAAAUUUAUUGCUAAUACGGGGAUCUCUAAACAAGACGCACGUGCACAAUACAUCCUAUUCAGAAGAAACGCACAGAACUUUUUAUCCAUCGUAUAUUUCAUUUUACAAAUUAUUGUUGAAUAGCUGUCUUAUGCAGGAUUCUCUAUUUGUGUUCGCUUCAUGAAACCGCCAGGGAAGUUUAGCAGGAAAACGUGAUCACCACAAUGUUUUCGUGCCUCAGUGGGUAUGGAAAAGAGAAUGCAAUGUGUUCGUGAAGGGGGGAAAUGGCUAUGCUGAAGGCUUGAU